Messenger RNA from Sesamum indicum (sesame), 1038 nucleotides. Its product is annotated as CASP-like protein 5A1. Gene Ontology annotation, cellular component: membrane. NCBI's taxonomy places the organism in Eukaryota, Viridiplantae, Streptophyta, Magnoliopsida, Lamiales, Pedaliaceae. The record is from RefSeq and is a predicted model, not a curated record.
CACCAAACAUACAAGUAUAAAACUCGACGGCAAAAAUAAAAGAAUCUUGCCCUCCGCCCACCUCGCCAGUCAGUCUUGUCUCCUCCCUUCUCAGUGCGAGCAAGAAUCGCUCGAAUUUUGUUCGACUUCGAGUAGAAAACUGAAAGAUAAAAUAUUACAUCGUUUUUCAAUAUCAAUUUAUGUUAUCUCAUUGUUUUAUUUGAUGGGUAAAUACUGAAGGAGUAAGUAAGCAGAUGAGCGGGCCAGCGGUGCACCCGGUGGAGGCGCCUCCGCCGACGACAGAUGCAGCGCCGCCGACGGUUAGGAUGAAAGACGUUCAGGGAAUGGCCGGAACCACCGGCGCGCUCUUCCUCCGCCUCUGCCAGUUCGUCUUCGCUGCCGUUUCUCUCUGCGUCAUGGCCACCACCUCCGAUUUCCCCUCCGUCACCGCCUUCCGCUACCUUGUUGCUGCCGUUGGUUUGCAAAGUUUAUGGAGCCUGUCUCUGGCUCUUGCUGACAUAUAUGCUCUUUUGGUGAGGCGAAGUUUCAGAAAUACUGGAGUUGUGAGUUUGUUUGCCAUUGGUGAUGGGAUAACUUCAACUCUAACAUUUGCUGCUGCCUGUGCUUCUGCUGGUAUCACCGUCCUCAUUGGGAAUGACCUUGAUAAAUGUAAUCUAAACCACUGCACAAGAUUCAUGUCAGCUACAGCCAUGGCCUUUCUGAGCUGGUUUGCUGUGUCCCCAUCAUUUCUGCUGAAUUUCUGGUCUCUGGCUUCCCGGUAGCACAAAAAUGCGAAAUAAAAGCUGUGAAGGGAGUUGAUGAUCAACUGGAUGCUGCUGCUCUGUACUUUCUGGGUGUUUUUUGCUUUGACAGUCAAGGGAAAAAGAUCUGGAUGCCUCUACUACCAUAUCACUGAAUUCGGUGGUGAAGGGAAUUUGGUAAUGUAGAAUUUAUUCACCAGUGGUGGAAAAAGAAUUGUUUUGCUCAAGUGCGUUGGUUUCACCACCGGUGUGGUUUCAAAUCAAUAUCAUUUAUGUCCCAUGUUUGACUAGGGUUCAA